Messenger RNA from Tyto alba (common barn owl), 4913 nucleotides. It is a transcript of the gene VAX2, whose product is annotated as ventral anterior homeobox 2. Bases 1466 to 2437 code for a protein of 323 amino acids. NCBI's taxonomy places the organism in Eukaryota, Metazoa, Chordata, Aves, Strigiformes, Tytonidae. Gene Ontology annotation, biological process: central nervous system development; regulation of DNA-templated transcription; neuron differentiation. Gene Ontology annotation, molecular function: DNA-binding transcription factor activity, RNA polymerase II-specific; DNA binding. The transcript has 4 exons. The record is from RefSeq and is a predicted model, not a curated record.
UCUUUUUUUUCCCUUUUAUUUUAUUUUUCCCCCCAAUCUCUUUUUAUCCGCUCUGCGCUGUUUCGGCUAUUUCAGGGACGGCCACAGCCUGCCUCACACACGGACACACAGGGCCCACCCCAGCCCAAAGGCAAAUUUGGAGGCCUUGAACUUUUCGUCCCCGAGGCUGGGCGGCUCCUGGCUCGGCCGAGCUCUCCCUCCGGGGAACCGGAGCGUUCCGAGACCCCUCCGGGACGCCCCAGCUCCGGCCGAGCCCGCCGCAGCCCCGGGCAGCAUCGGUCUCGGGUGGGUCUCGGGGGGUUCGGGGCCCCCCGGCGUGUCCUUCGCCAGGUCCCGGUCGCUGGGGAUUGAGCUCUCGGGGAUGUUGGGCUCUCGGCAAUUGGAUUAACAGCUAAUUUAUUUAUUUUUAAUCCACCGUCAUUACAACCGCUUCGAUUUGAGGGGAUACAAGGCGAGGCGAAGAGGGGUGCCGCCCCCCCCCCGGCCCCCCUCGAGGUGAAGCAUCGCCGCCGCCGCUUUUCCGCUGGGUUUUGCCCCGUUGCAGAGAGCGGCGGGACGGAGCCCCGGGGGGCUGGGGGGGAGCUGCCCGGGACCCCCGGCCUGGGACGUCGCCCAAGGAGCCGCUCGCCUCGGUGCCGGUGCCGGUCUGGGGGGGCCGCAGCUGCCGGGAGCGGCUGUACCGGAGCGGGGGGCAGCGUGUGUGUUUUCGGGGUUCCCCCGCUGCCCGAUCCCGUGGCGGGGGCGCUGGGGUAACUCCGGUAGCAGCGGGGACCCUCGGACUACCGGGCAGCGGGGGGCAACGUGGGGAAAAGGAGGGGGGAGCCCCCCCCGGCUGGCCCCGAGGGGUGCGGGCAGCCCCGGGGAGGGGAGGGCGGGCAGAGCCGGGCCGGGUUAUUUCUUUAUUUGCUUCUAUCUCGGUUAGCGCUUCUCUGCGCAGACGGGGGUCGCCCCCGAGAAGAGGGGACCCCCCCCCCCCCCCCGCCGCGGGAGAAGGAGCCGGAGCCACCGCCCCCGGCCCUGCCCGUACUCCCGGGGCCGGGCAGCGACCGCCGAGGGGGUCUUUUGUUUACCCAUCGGUAUCACGGAACCGGGAGAGCAGGAAAUUGCGUCUGUGCCGGGCCGUUAAUUUAAAAUCGCUCCUUUUCCCCCACCCUCCACCCCCCCGAACCGCUCCCCGCCGCGGCGGGGGCUGCGCAGAGGCGCGGGGUGGGGGCCGGAGCAAUAAGGACCCCGGCUUCUACCUCCGCAGCUCCCUCCCUUCGGCCCCCCCUUCCCCUCCGCCCCCCUAAAAUUACCACAUACCCCCCCCGCCCCCAGUAUUGAUUUCCCCGCACGCGAAUCCCAGCGCAGCGCGGCGAGACCGGGCACCGGCGGCUCCUCCCCACCGGCACCGGCACCGGGACCGGUUCCCCAUGGAAGGGCAGCGGCUGCGGCCGGAGCACCUCAAGUUUUCCCGGAGCGAGGGAUGAGCGAUGGAGGGGCCGAGCCUGGCAGGAGCCCGGUGCUGCCGGCCGAGCCCACCGCCACCGGGAGGGCCCGGGAGAAGCCGCCGACCCGGGCGGAGCUGGAGAGCGCUCUGCGCGGCGGCGGAGGAGGAGGAGGAGGAGGAGGAAGAGGAGGCGGCGGCGGCCGCGGCGGCUUCAAGGACAUCCCGGGAACGUCGGCGGUCAGCCCCGGCUCCUCCAAGGAGUGCGCCCCGGAUAGCGAGAGCCCGUCGGGAACCGGCGAGGCGGACUAUUGCCGCCGCAUCCUGGUGCGAGAUGCCAAGGGGACGAUCCGGGAGAUCGUGCUGCCCAAGGGCCUGGACCUGGACCGGCCCAAGCGGACGCGGACAUCCUUCACAGCGGAGCAGCUCUACCGCCUGGAGCUGGAGUUCCAGCGCUGCCAGUACGUGGUGGGCAGGGAGAGGACGGAGCUAGCGCGGCAGCUCAACCUCUCCGAGACCCAGGUCAAGGUCUGGUUCCAGAACCGACGCACCAAGCAGAAGAAGGACCAGAGCAGGGACUCUGAGAAACGCUCCACCGCCACCUCCGAGUCCUUCGCCACCUGCAACAUCCUCCGGCUGCUGGAGCAAGGCCGGCUCCUCUCCGUCCCGGCCCCCCCCAGCCUCCUCUCUCCCACCUCCAACCCCAUCGGCGCUCCCACGGGCAACGGAUCCGGCUUGGCCACCCCGGGAACCACCUCCCCCGGGCUCGGCGGCGGGAGCAGCCCCCCGGGGCCGGGAGCCUUCAGCCUGCAGGUCCCUUCUCUCGCCUCUUCCUCCUCCUCCUCCUCCUCGCCCAGGCUGCCGGCCACCCCGCUGUGCUUUGGGGGGCCACUCCUGGGCAGCCUGCACGACCUCCCGGGCGCUUACGGACUGGGCACUUCUGCUUUUGAGCCUUACACACGGCUGGAAAGGAAAGACAAUUCUAUACCCAGCAAGAAACCGAGCCCUUAAAUCAAAAAUGAGUGUCAAAAGCUCUCCCCCCUGCCCACCCCCACCCCCCACCCCGCCUCGCCACCCCCUGUGCCCCCCACGCAAGCUGCCCUUUGGCAAGUGGGGUGUGGAAGCCCGUUUACCGCCCGGCCGGGUGUGCGUGCGAGUGUGCUCACACGUGUGUGAGCGUGCACGCCCGGCCCCCUCCCCGCACACCCUGCUCUGCCCGGGGAUGCCACCCUGCUGAUGCUGAACCCGGUUAUGCCUGGGGGGGGGGGGGGUGGAAUGUCCCUGGGUGUCCCGUGUCACCGGCGCUGCCCCUUCCCUCGCCAAUGCCGCUGGAUCUGCCAGGGCCACGUCCCCCCCCCUCCAGAUAUCGCCCGUUCAGGGGCUGGAAGAUGAUGCCGUGGUCUGUGCUGGGAGAGGAGCAGCUCCGGGGGGGUGGAGUGGGUUGGAUGCUGGGGGCGGGGGGGUGGUUACUGGUGCCCUGUGGUUUUUUGGCGCCGGGCUCUGGCCCUGCCUGGCCGUGGUGUCCGUGGGCAAGCGUCGGGCCUCAGUUUCCCCACCUGCUGAGGUUGUCUCGGAGCAUCCCGGUGGCUGGGGGGGGGAUUGAGGUCCCCUGUGCCAGUGGGGAACACUGCUCCCAUGGGGGGCUUGUCCCCUCCCAGCCCGGGGCUGGGGGAGGUUUGUGGGGGACCGAUGGUGCCGGGGAUGUCUCCAGCCCCCCCUGCGCCGGCGGUCCCCGCGCUCGGGAGCAAGCAGCUGCCCCGACUGAUCGCGGAGCCAAACCACCCUCCCAGCCCCUGUUUUGGUGCUGUCCCACCCCCGCAACCCCCCGGGGGACACUGGAGGAGCCUCUGACCCUCCCGGGGGGGGACCCUGGUGGGUUGGGGCCAGGCUGCCAUCCUGCUCCCCCACCGAGGGGGGUGCAGACGCGUGGGCACGUGUGACACUGGGAUCUGCCCCUCUGGGUCAGGCCGGGCCGUGGGGGCUCUUUGCCAUCGGCAGGAGCCCCAAAGCACCCCCAGCCCCGUCCUGGGGUGCUGGGUACUCAGCUCUGGCACUGCAGUGAGCCCCAUCCUGAGCGCUGAGCAGUACCAGCACCCAGCAAUUUGCUCCCAUCACCUGGCAGAACCAGGGUGCAGCCCUGAGAGGUGCUGAGCACCCGCCGCCUGCCCCUCGGGCAGCCUCAGCUGCUCUUCCCCACCUCAGCACCCUGAUCGAGGGUGACGAUGGCUUCCCGCCGGGCAGGAUUCGGCCUCGGGUGUGCGGUGCCGGGGCCGUUCUCAGGCAUGGUGGGGGCGAGCUCCGUGGGGGUUGGUGGUGGGCUUGGAGCCCCGCCAGUGGCAAAACCGAGAGGGGCAACGCAUGAGGUGGUCCUUGGGGAAAGGGGAAGCCCCCCCCCCCCCCCCCCCCCCCCACGCCGGUGUCUGCUGAGGGAGGUCUGUGGUGGGCAGAGUCUGGCCCUUCUGUGGUGUGAGCAUCGCCCUGGCUGGGUGCUCUGGGGGUGGCAGCACCCUGGCUGGGUGCUCCGGGGGUGGCAGCACCCUGGCCGGGUGCUCCGGGGUGGCAGCACCCUGGCUGGGUGCUCUGGGGGUGGCAGCACCCUGGCUGGGUGCUCUGGGGGUGGCAGCACCUUGGCUGGGUGCUCCAGGGUGGCAGCACCCUGGCUGGGUGCUCCGGGGGUGGCAGCACCCUGGCUGGGUGCUCCGGGGGUGGCAGCACCCUGGCUGGGUGCUCCAGGGUGGCAGCACCCUGGCUGGGUGCUCUGGGGGUGGCAGCACCUUGGCUGGGUGCUCCAGGGUGGCAGCACCCUGGCUGGGUGCUCUGGGGGUGGCAGCACCUUGGCUGGGUGCUCCAGGGUGGCAGCACCCUGGCUGGGUGCUCCGGGGUGGCAGCACCCUGGCUGGGUGCUCCAGGGGUGGCAGCACCCUGGCUGGGUGCUCCGGGGGUGGCAGCACCCUGGCUGGGUGCUCCGGGGGUGGCAGCACCCUGGAUGGGUGCUCUGGGGGUGGCAGCACCCUGGCUGGGUGCUCCGGGGGUGGCAGCACCCUGGCUGGGUGCUCUGGGGGUGGCAGCACACUGGCUGGGUGCUCCGGGGGUGGCAGCACCCUGGCUGGGUGCUCCGGGGGUGGCAGCACCCUGGCUGGGUGCUCCGGGGGUGGCACAGCCCUGGCCAGACACCCUGCAGGGACAUGGCUGUGGCAGGAGUGGGGUGAUGCCCUGAGCCCCCUCCCAGCACCCAGGAGCUGCCAUGGGGCCACCCCCACACAAACCGGGGGGGGCUCCUUCAUCCCUCCACUGCAGUUUCAUCUAUAAUAACAAUAAUUACCUACCCCGAGCAGCCCCCCAGGCUGGCCCGGGCUGAGCAUCGCUGCACCCCCCCCACCCAGGCUGCUGCUCCGUAGGGACCGGUCCCUAUGGGGGACACAGCUGCUAGCCCACGUGGUCCCAGGAUUUUGCAGGGAAAUAUUUAAAAUAAAUGAGUUUAUGAAAA